CCUAAUAAACCCGGAAGUUAAUGAUUUGUUUUGCUGCUUCACCGUCACCCCGAUCUCCCACCUGCGGGAGAAAGGGUUGUGAGAAAAAUAAGACAACAUGGCAGACCGAUCUGCGUUAUCACUCUUUAAGAAAGCUGAUGCAGAAGGAUUUCUUGAAAAGUAUAGUUCAGGAAUCACAUCGCGAUUUUUAGGAAGCACGCGAAUUUGGUGCGAGUUGCAUGGCAGCAGUUUGUUUAUCUUCAAAGAUAAUAAGGUGUCAAAGAUGAAGAAAAGAAGGACAUCGGCACUCCAACAAAUUGACAUGAGUAUUACUCAGAGUGUACGUAAAGCAUCAGGAGACAAAAGUGGCACUCACUUUGAGAUCAUGUUUAAGAAUAAGUGGCAUGGUUUUGCUGCUCCAAAUGCUGAGGAAUGUAAUAACUGGAUUAAGACACUGCAGCAGGCAAUGAUGCUAAAAGAUCAGCAGCAACAUGAUCAACAACAGGAUACCCUUCAAACAGGUCCAGAUACUAGUGCUGUCAAUGUUUGUGACUAUGAGACCAUUGAAGCUCAAGAUUCAACUCCGCUUGCCCCAGUUCAGAUGCGGAAGAGCACAACCUCAGAGACUGGAUACACAGACAUAGGAAGCCUUCAAAAGAGUUUAUUGACACCACACUCUAAUCCAGCAGAAUUGUCUAGCAUGGACCAGGAGUUAGACAAUGAGGAAGAAGUUCAUCAGCAUGAGGAGGAGCAGUGUGUUCAAGAAAAAAGUACAAAUGUAAUCCAUCAGAAUAAAGAAGAGCAGAAGAAGUCAGACAGGGAGAUAAAUACUUGUCAGCAAGGUGAGAAAGAAAGUAUUUAUGACAGAAUUGAUGAAGAAAUUAGCAUUGACCAGAAAGGAGCAGUGAAGAAGGAGAAGCACUGGCCAUCUGAAAUCAACAAAGAAACUGACAACCAAGACUACAGGGCUGAAAACUACCCUUAUGCUGCCACUUCUGAAAUAUCAGAAAAUCUCAUCCAACUGGUGAAAGUGGAAGAAUGUAAGAAAUAUCAAAGUGCAGAAGUUUGUGAGCAAGAAAGUGAAGAAUAUGGAUAUAGUACCAUUGGUGAAAAGUUAGCAAGUGGCAGUCAUCAGAGAGAAGCAAAAGAAAGCAAAAGAUCAGAAGGCAAUAUUUUUGAGUUGUACGGUGAAGAACAUGGAAAUGACAUGGGUGGAGAAAAGUCAAGAUAUACUUUGCAAGCAGAAGCAGAAAAUAUUGAAGCAAACUGUGUAGACUGCAAAGACAUAACGAGAACUGAGGCAGAUGGGAUUGAAGACAGCUCAGAUCAAUAUGCCAGUAUAGGUGCCUUUGCUCCAAAUCCUGUAAACUCUUCUGGUGCUGCUUCGGAUCUCCUCAUCACAAUCACCGACUUUACAUCCGACUCUGAUGGGUCAAGGACACCAGGAGAUGGUGCAGAUUCUGGUGAUGACCUUGAUGCUGAUGAUCUGUUCAAGAGAGUGUCUUCGCAGCCAAGGCCUAUACCUAAUCUUCCUCACCCUUUAACCCAGGAAGAUAUGGCACCACUUAAGGAGUUGCAAGAGUUCCUUUCCAACAAUCGUCAUGUGUGUCGACCUUCAAAUUAUGAUGUGAUUGUUACUACUGAUCCUGUUGUUGACAUGAAAAAUUUAUUACAAGAGCUAUCUCGCACAUGAAAGAGCACAUACGAGCAUGCACAUAGAGUGGAAAAAAAAAAGGAAGAUAGAUAUUUUUGGUAUUUAUGCUUUUGCUUUGGUUUGCUCUUCCAUGCAAAUAUUCCUUAGACCACAUUUUGCUUUGAACUGAAGUUGGCCUUUGGAAUAAAUAUCCAAUUGUCAGAUUUAAUGUUUCUUAUUUAUUUACUUAUUUUUUAGCAGUUGAAUCUUUGACGUUAAAUCUAAAACCUUGUUGACUGCUGCAUUAUGAAACAUUCAUGCUUAUUUCUCCACUGCCACGACCCUUACCAAAUCUUCAACACCCUUUAACCUGAGAAUGCUGACAGAGACUUUGCAGCUGUAUAUUGGCAAAUUAUACUUAGAAGUUUACAUACAUAAUGUAAACAAAACUGUUUUAGUUUCAAGAACUUACAUUUUGUGAUUAUAGAUACCUUAAGAGAUUUAGAGGUUUGUCCAGAUUGUCAUUUAUUAACAUGCUUUUAUUUUCACUCAUUUGAAAAAUGUUGAGCCUUUAUUUAACUAUCACAUUUAAAAAAUAAUUUAUUUAUGUGACUUUCAUAGACUCUGCGCCAUAAACAUACAGGAAUUAUGAUAGUGGCAGAUUCUGUAAUGAGAAGCAGAUAGCCAAGUGGUUAGAGCACUGGCAUCUGAACUGAGAGGUGUGCAAGUUCGAUAUCUAUGAAGUGCAACAAGCUUCCCCCUGUUAAUCCAGCUGUCAGGAAUGGGUAUCUGACCAGAGACGGUUGAAGAAGGUAAGGCAGGGAGGAAAAGGAGAUGGGCACUGCCCUUAUGUAAAGCUGACCCUAAAGAAAGGGAGGUAACACCUCACUCCCCAAGAAACGUUAGGGAACAACCAUUAUCUAGAUCAGUGGUUCUUAACUUUUUUUGAUGUACCGAACCCACAAGUUUCAUAUGCACAUUCACCGAACCCUUCUUUAGUGUCAUCACUAAUUGCGGGUGUGUCUUGACCUCCGUGGCGGAGGCUCCGCUGAACCCCUGAGACCGACUCACCGAACCCCUAGGGUUAAGAACCACUGAUCUAGAUUCUUUGAGCGUAUAGACUGUAAGGUAUAAUCCUUUCCAAAAUCUGGAAAUCUGUAAUUUUUAUCACUUCAUUUUUUUUCUUCUUUAAACAUAAUUAUGUAUAUUCUAUAUAUUGUAUUGUUUAGGAAGAAUGCUGAAAUUUUGUUGUAGUCGUGUAAAAUAAUCUAUUGGAUUUGUCUGAAGUAAAAGUUCUUUUGAAUUGUAAUUUGUGUUGUUGACCUUUGAAGUGAUUGGCACAUUUACCACUAUCAACAUUUGUUACUUUAGCUGGACAGAGAAAUCCUAAAGACAUGAAGAAGUCUACCAAAUUCAGAACUGCUUUGGACAUAUUCAGAAACCUUUAUGGACUGCUUUCCAUGGUUAGCACCAAUAUUACAAAAAAAAAAAAAAAAGUGAAGUAUAUCUUCAGACUUUAUUAUGGUAUCAUAAAUUUCUUGUUGUCUUCAGCAGGGAAAAGAUAUUAAACUUUUUGAUAUUC
Messenger RNA from Pomacea canaliculata, 3194 nucleotides. RefSeq lists its product as uncharacterized. Bases 98 to 1672 code for a protein of 524 amino acids. The record is from RefSeq and is a predicted model, not a curated record. The transcript has 6 exons. NCBI's taxonomy places the organism in Eukaryota, Metazoa, Mollusca, Gastropoda, Architaenioglossa, Ampullariidae.